AUGUUGAUCACAGCAGACAAAUUUGAAGAGAUGUAUGGGGAGAUAUGUAACAUAAGUCAAGGGAAAGGGAAGCGUUCGGUACAAAUAUUUAUAGCCCCGACUGUUGAUGCCAUUGUGUGUUACAAGAUACUUACAAUGCUCUUUCAAUGCGACGGAAUUCUUCACACUGCGAUUCCGGUCAACAACCAAGACACAUUGGUCCGUUGUUUUAAAGAUGCUUUAAAACAUACUGACGUUCAUUCUGUCAUCUUUAUCGACUGUGGAGCAAAUUUAGAUAUUGAAGAGAUAGUCCCUGAGACGUUAGAGAUAUCGGUGUACGUCUUAGAUUCUCACAGACCAUUUUACCCCAAAAACGUCUCUUCGCAACACAUUCAUUUACUGACUCAUCUGGAGUAUUUGCAGAUCGAAGACCAACCACAAAAUGAGAAGGCGGAUUUGAUCGAAGGCUCUGAUGACUGUAUGGGGUUAUUAGAGCCUGAAAAAGAAACACCCAUUGACUAUAUUAGGAAGACAACAGUAACUACUGGAGAGUUCUUUUCGGAAAGUGUAGCCCGUGUAGCUCUUGGUAUAGCCAUGAAAAUCAAACGCGUGAGUAAAGUGAUGUAUUGGUAUGCUGCGAUAGGUUUAGCGGACCAAUAUGUCACUCUCAAAAUAAAUGCAAAGACGUACUCAAAUGCAAUGGACUUUUUUAGAAAGAGUCUUAAAUUAGAGAUACUGGAAAGCACUGAUUUGCUUCAAACAGUGAAGACAGAUAUGUGCAUUAAAAUGGAUUGUCAAUUGAUGUUAUUACGCCAUUGGACUCUGUACGACUCUUUAUUCCACACAAGAGAAAUAGCCUCAAGGCUUGGCAUAUGGAACAGUCGUGGGAAAGAGAAAUUUGAUGUUUUAAUAGCGGAUAUGGGUAUUCCACUCGCACAAGCCAAACAGAAUUAUAGAACAAUGGGCCUCGAAAUGAAGAAUAAGUUCUUGUCGAAAAUCGAUGGGUACGCGAAGUACUACAAAUUCGAGAAUAUGUUCCUCCCGGCGUUUUUCAGAAAGCACGGGUCGGACUACACCAUAAGCGCUAUCGACGCAACCUACGCGAUUUCGACGGUGAUCACAAAUGACGAAGAAGACAAAACGUGGCAAACGCAGUUUUGGGAGGGGUAUAAGUUGGUAUCUUCUGACAUUGCAGAGGCAUACAAACCAGGUUUUGAGAAGUGCAUUGAAGUCAAUAAAGUGAUGGUGGAGACGGGGAUAAUGUUGAUGCUGUCGAAGAAUAUUACAAACGAAGAGAAUAGAUAUCGAUUUUGCUCCGUAACAGACCCACUGUUAGCUUCUAAAUUCAAAGCGACAUAUAAAGCCCUUCAACUCGCUCAAUUUUUAGCUGAAACUGCAUCAAGGCGAUACAAAAAGUGGCUUCCACUCGUUCUAACUGUUUUGGACGUUGAAAAGAAAACGUUUGUGGUCGUUGGAUACAGUUCUCCAAUUUCGAUCAAAAACAUGAACUACUUUGGUGCUAAAUUCAUGCAAACUGCCGAAAAAUUGAAGAUUGUGUUGCUUCAAAAAAGCUUUGACUCGUACAUCGCAGAAAUCCACAGAGACAAUUUGAUAAGGUAUAAGAGAGCACUUGUAAAGUGUUUCGAAACAAUUUGA
This is a messenger RNA of Entamoeba invadens IP1, 1635 nucleotides long. RefSeq lists its product as hypothetical. The transcript has 2 exons. NCBI's taxonomy places the organism in Eukaryota, Evosea, Mastigamoebida, Endamoebidae. Gene Ontology annotation, biological process: double-strand break repair via break-induced replication; DNA replication initiation; mitotic DNA replication preinitiation complex assembly. Gene Ontology annotation, cellular component: DNA replication preinitiation complex. Gene Ontology annotation, molecular function: DNA replication origin binding; chromatin binding; single-stranded DNA binding. The coding region runs from base 1 to 1635 and encodes 544 amino acids. The record is from RefSeq and is a predicted model, not a curated record.